AUGGAUUCCCCAGAGAUCGACGAGGAGGAGCGCGGGAACGAGAAGAACGGCGAGAUUAGCGUUCCUCGCGCGAUUUUCCGUUUACUUUUCCUGGUCUCCACGUCUCUAUCGAUUUUCGUGCUUCUCUCACUCUCCGUGCUGUAUGUUGCUGUUUUCCUUGGGAAUUUAUCUGUUUGGAGCCCGAUUUCGGUUCACUCACGCUGCAGAAUAAUUUCCACUAGUGUUGAUCUGAGGUCAUCUAAGGUUUGUGAAUUAGGGCUGUUAAAUUACAAGGCCAAGCAUGUGUUUUACCCAUAUGAAAGGAAAAAAUAUCGAUGCCACUAUGAUUAUUACUGGGCUUCUGUGCUUGAGGUUGAAUACAUAGAUCAUUUAGGGCAGGCUAGGUUUGCGUUAGCCGAGGCCCCAAACGAAGCCCUUCCAUACAAUUGUAGACCCAGUUUUGGCGCUGCAUGGUUGACCAAAGAUAAAUUUAAGGUGAAUCGAACAUAUGAGUGCUCAUACACACUUGGCAUCUCUAGGGUGAACAUAAAUUUUGAAGGUUUAUUUAACUGUCCAUCUGAAGAGCCUUCGACAUUUGAGAUGAUUAAACGAUAUUACAUCCUGUUUACAAGGAUAUUAAAGUCGAAAGUUUUCAGUGGGGAAAUACUAAAACAAUGGAGAUGGGAGAUGAUAGCAGGUGCUGCAACUGGAUACAUAAUGGCUUUCUUAUCUGUCAGCUUCGUUGGGCUUUUACGGCCGUUGAUGUCCUUUGCUCGUCGAGUAACUGCAUUUCGGUCCUCCCGUUUGUGCCCAAGUACGGUUUUACUGAAGCGAACUUGUUUCUUUGUUGCGUAUUUCUCGUUCAUGAGUUGGGUCACUAUUCAAUACGUGAAACGGCUCGGCCUCUCAUAG
Molecule: messenger RNA, 891 nt
Organism: Striga hermonthica
Lineage: Eukaryota; Viridiplantae; Streptophyta; Magnoliopsida; Lamiales; Orobanchaceae
Source: the annotation of a GenBank genome assembly